Messenger RNA from Thrips palmi, 1000 nucleotides. Its product is annotated as trypsin alpha-3-like. The coding region runs from base 28 to 810 and encodes 260 amino acids. Gene Ontology annotation, biological process: proteolysis. The transcript has 6 exons. Gene Ontology annotation, molecular function: serine-type endopeptidase activity. NCBI's taxonomy places the organism in Eukaryota, Metazoa, Arthropoda, Insecta, Thysanoptera, Thripidae. The record is from RefSeq and is a predicted model, not a curated record.
GCACUGCCGCUUCACUUGGCAGUCGCCAUGGCAGCGGUCCGGUUCGUUUUCACGGCCCUCUUGGCGCUCGCUUGUGCUCACGCACAUGUGGACGUCGAGCCGCAAGAUAUCCGCAUCAUUGGAGGUGAUGACGUCGACAUUGCGCAGUUUCCCUACCAGGUAGCCCUGUUUUACUUCGACGAGUUCCGUUGCGGUGGUUCUAUUCUCAAUGAGAACUUCAUUCUUACGGCCGCCCACUGCCUGCACGAUGUCAAAUUUGACUGGCAUGUGUCCAUCCGCGCGGGGUCCACCAAGCGUUCCUUCGGCGGCCAGUACAUCAGGGCCUCCAAGAUUGCAAUGGGGGAGGGCUUCACAAUGAAGAAGCUCCACAACGACGUUGGCAUCGUCAAACUCGAAACUCCUCUCAACUUUACGGACCUAGUGAGGCCUGUCGAGCUGGUCGACGUCGGUUCGGAACCCCAACCAGGCUCCACCAUCACUCUCAGCGGCUGGGGCGUGACCAACGAAAAUAGCAACGUGGCACCCGAGGGCCUCCGCACCACGACUGUGAAGGCAGUUAACCGCUUGGUCUGCAGCGUCCCGUACUUCCUCAUCAACAGGAUUACCAAGGACAUGUUCUGCGCUGCCGCUCUCGGCAAAGACACGUGCCAAGGUGACUCCGGUGGCCCCGCCGUCAACGGCGAGGGCAAGCAGGUCGGAAUCGUCUCCUUUGGCAUGGGUUGUGCCAACGUGUUGUUCCCAGGCGUCUACACCAACCUGGCCAGCAAAGGGAUCCGUGACUUCAUCGACAAGAGCCUUCAGACGAUGUAGACAAAUAAAUAGCGAUACCGAAUUACAGAUUGUAGUGUUCCAGGUGGCAUGGCGAAGACAAGGUUAGGGAUCAGUAACUUAGACAACAGUUAGAUACUUCCAUGUCUAAUCCAAAGGCUUCUCAGUCGUCAAGUGGCAGAUACGAGCUGACUUAUGUACGGUUUAGAUUAAAUGCAGGUAAAUGCAUAUA